Messenger RNA from Cicer arietinum (chickpea), 2230 nucleotides. Its product is annotated as peptide-N4-(N-acetyl-beta-glucosaminyl)asparagine amidase A. Lineage: Eukaryota; Viridiplantae; Streptophyta; Magnoliopsida; Fabales; Fabaceae. The record is from RefSeq and is a predicted model, not a curated record.
AAAACAUGUUCCGUUCCUUCAUUCGCGAUUCAUAAUCUUCGCCAUUGUCUUGUCUGUACAGUCUCUUGGAUCAUAUUUUCUGAAUAAAUCAGAACUAUUUGAUCGAACAACACAUAUAACGACAAUACUCAACAUCUCCUAAAAUUAAGAAAUUUCCUACCUUUGCUCAUUCGUACUCAAAUAACUUAGUAAAUUACACACAUGAAUCCAUUUGAUCCCACUUAUAAAAUCAAACAAAACAAUACACAAUUACCCAAUACUCCACUAUUCAAUAUUCUAGUUAGUUCUAGCAUGAAUUACUAACUUCUCUGAAAUUCGCCACUUCUAUUAAUUUAAUUACACAUUCAUACAUACAGAAAAUGCAACUCCACACAUUACUAUGUUUAUGUUUCCUUAGUUUUUUCUUGACCCCUUUAUUCCAGUCUCAACCACACCAUUUCAAACCCUCCCAAAACACUCCACACAAUGAACACAUAGAAGUAACAUACCCACCACCUUCACACCAACCAACACCUUCAUGCACCCACCAAAUCCUCCACCACACCUUCACAAACACUAUCGACACCUCCCCUUAUUCAACUCCAUACUACCCUCCCUUAAACUGUCCUCCACCGUGGUCACGCGUUACCCUUCACCUCAAAGCCAAAUCCAAAUGCCAACAAUACGACCGCAUCGCCGCCGUCUGGCUCGGCGGCGUCGAGAUUCUCCGAACAAGCACACCUCGGCCUUCUAAUUCCAAAGUCUUCUGGAAUGUUCGUAAAGAUAUUACUAAAUACACCUCCCUUCUUACUAAAUCAUACCUCGACCUAACCAUGAUGAUGGAAAAUAGUGUUGACACUGAACUCACCGGCCUAUACCACGUUACCGUUACUUUUUUAUUUUACAAUCAAAACGCCAUUAGGGUUCCGUUUAGUCCAAAUUCACUUUCAAUUUCUUCAAAUUCAAAUUCAAAAUCGAGUUCAAGGUUUCUGAUGAAUGAAUUAGAGGUACCGUAUUUUAGGGGUUUGAAUGAAUCAUCACCGGCGGAUUUGAUAAUUCCGAUAAUUGACGAUGGAGAACGAGGGUUUUGGUUUAGAAUUGAGGAAGAAAACGAUUUGAAGAAACGAAGAAUUCGAAUUCCGAGGAAUUCUUACAAAGCGGUUCUUGAAUUAUGCGUUUCUUUUCACGGAAACGAUGAGUUUUGGUAUUCGAAUCCGCCGAAUUCGUAUAUAAAAACGAAUGAUUUAGCUACGGGGAGAGGGAACGGUGCUUUUAGAGAAGUUUAUGUGACAAUCGACGGUGAAGUUGUUGGAUCGGAGAUUCCGUUUCCGGUUGUUUUCACCGGCGGAAUUAACCCUCUAUUUUGGGAGCCUAUUGUAGCAAUUGGUGCUUUUAACCUACCUUCAUACGACUUCGAAUUAACGCCGUUUUUGGGUAAGGUUCUUGAUGGGAAAGAACAUGUUUUUGGAAUUGGUGUGAUUAAAGGAAUAUCAUUUUGGCUUGUGAAUGCAAAUUUGCACCUUUGGUUGGAUCACGAAUCUUCGGUUGUUCAUGCGAGUCGAGUUGUUCGUCAUAGUCCGAAAACAAAUGUUGAUUGGACAGAGGGUUUUGCAGGACUUGAUGGUGAGUUUCAGGUGGAAGCAGAGAAGAACACAAUGGUUGAAGGUUGGGUUUUAUCAAGUUCCGGCAACGUCAGCACCGUUAUAACGAAAGCAUUCAGUUUUAGGAACUUUAUAAAGUUUCAUAACAAUGGAACUUACAAGAUGGUUAAACAGAGAUUCAAAGGAAAGAAGAAGGUUAGGGUGACUGAUAAUAGGGGUGAAAUGGUUUCUAAGUUAAAGGUUAAGAGAAUGUACCCUUUAAGAGUUAUUACUUUGAUAGAGCCAUUUGGUUUAAAUGAUAGAUACAAGCUUUUUACUAAUUUUUCUCAUGCUUUCAAGGAGAAGUAUGAAGGUAGUUGUUUAAUAAAUUCAAUUAGUAAUGUUCAGGAAUCAAAGGGAUGGAUUGAUGUCAUGGGUCAUUCUGUUCUAUCAGGUCAUGCAAGUACUAAGCAAAAUUAUAGUUAUGCUGAUAAGUUUAGUUGCUAUAAUAGGAAUGUUCUAGCUAAUAAUGGCAGGAUUGUUAUUGACAAUUCUACUUUUGUGUGUGAAAAUGCCUUGUAGUUUCUUUUGCAAAGUGUACCUAUUUGUGUAAGUUUCCUGUAUAGUUUUUUUGUGUAGUACAUUCUCAAUGUGUAUGUAUCUAUUAUUUA